AUGGCUUCAAUGAUGAAUAAAACAUGCAUGGUCCUCAUUGCCGUCGUGUUGGUGAUGAUGGUGGCGGUUGUGCCGCCAGGCGAGGCGGCGAUAGGAUGCGGGGCGGUGGUUUCGUACAUGCAACCAUGUCUGCCCUACGUGACUGGUAACAGCCCGUUGGGCGGCUGUUGCGGCGGCAUUAAGAGCCUCAACAAUGCCGCCAAGACAACGCCCGACCGACAGAGUGUUUGCGCCUGCCUCAAAUCUCUCGCCAGCUCGUUUUCCGGUGUCAACUUCGGCAAGGCCGCUGGACUCCCCGCGACAUGUGGCAUCAACAUUCCUUACAAGAUCAGCCCUUCCACUGAUUGCUCAAAGCUUGUACAAGGAGAUCAGAGCUGCUGGAAAAAGCUCGGAGGAAACGAUCCGCAACUGGCUUCUGAUCAUGGAAGAUAA
This is a messenger RNA of Erythranthe guttata (spotted monkey flower), 432 nucleotides long. Lineage: Eukaryota; Viridiplantae; Streptophyta; Magnoliopsida; Lamiales; Phrymaceae. The record is from RefSeq and is a predicted model, not a curated record.